This is a messenger RNA of Saprolegnia diclina VS20, 588 nucleotides long. RefSeq lists its product as hypothetical. Bases 1 to 588 code for a protein of 195 amino acids. NCBI's taxonomy places the organism in Eukaryota, Oomycota, Saprolegniomycetes, Saprolegniales, Saprolegniaceae. The transcript is spliced from 2 exons. The record is from RefSeq and is a predicted model, not a curated record.
AUGGGCAAGCACCACGCCACGCACCACGCGCCGACCGUCGAAGUCGACGAGAAGACCAUGAUCUUCCUCAUCAAGUUCAUGAACACCGCGUCCAAGGAAAAGCUCCUCGAGACGUUUGAAGGCCACUUCACCGACCACAUGGCCGACAAGAUCGUCGACCAGCGCCUCUUUGGCGGCAUGAAGAAGCUCGAUGACAUCCUCGAGAAGAAGAUCAUGCGGAAAAAGAAGUUUGAGGAGUUUCAGGACGUUGCGCUGAAAUGGGCCGUCGAGCACAAGCCCAAGGAGAAGCGCCAAACCGCCAUGGGCAAGGCCACGGAACCCGCCGCCGACGUCGACCCGAAGGUCCUCCUCUUUGCACUUAAGUUCCUCAACACGGCCACGAAAGAGAAGCUCCUCGACAACCUUGACGGGCUCUCGGACAGCGUCGCCGACAAGAUUCUCGACCAGCGCCUCUUUGGCGGUCUCAAGAAGCUGGACGACAUUGUCGAGAAGAAGAUUAUGCGAAAGAAGAAAUACGAAGAGUUCAAGAGCGUCAUUCUGGACUAUGCGACGGCCAACAAGCCCAAGGAGAAGCCCGUCACAGAUUAG